Colletotrichum destructivum is the source of this 1136-nucleotide messenger RNA. RefSeq lists its product as uncharacterized. The record is from RefSeq and is a predicted model, not a curated record. The transcript has a single exon. NCBI's taxonomy places the organism in Eukaryota, Fungi, Ascomycota, Sordariomycetes, Glomerellales, Glomerellaceae. Bases 20 to 1018 code for a protein of 332 amino acids.
CCAGCACUUAUUUGUCGUCAUGCCGUUGAAUCAACAAAAUCAGAACACGUGCAGCCUCGCUCCAGAAGCGAACAUGGGACCAUUGACGCAGAGUUCCGGGACGAACGAUGGCGCAUCUGCCUUCACCAAGUCGUCGUCGUCGUCGUCUAGAGGCAGAAAAAGACCUGCAGUUGUGCACUCCAGCCGUGCAUCGCCUCGGAAAAGAAAGCAACGCAGGCAAUCCCCAUAUAUUUCAUGGGAUGAAUACAAUGGGCCAGCGACUUCGGACGAUGUCGAGUUUGCAGAGGAUGAUGCGGCAGCUGGUGGUGAUGCACCACGAAACCGCCUCGACCCAUCGGCUCCUCCAAUGCCUUCUGUUGAAGACGUCACCGAUGAAGAAUUUGCGAGUUCAUCGACUGAUAAGGCAAGAAUGCAUCUGACAGAAGCUGCAUUUGAGCUCGUCAAAAAUACCCCGGCCGCGAGCUUGAGGUCAACUCCGCGAGGUACCCCGGCGAGGGAGCCUACAGAAACACGCUCCACCAUGGCUCCUCUGACGGACAAGACUGCUCCGGCAGUCAUUGUCGAAAGUGAGCACAAGAGGCAAGACGAGUCUGCACAUGCUGCAAGUGCAAUGCAGAAAGGCAAAGGCCCAUCUCAAACGCCGCAGGUUGAGAUCACGUACCAGAUAAUCACUUGGUACCCUGAGCAUCUGAGCAGACCGUGGAUACCCAAAGGCAGCUUCAGGAGUAAGACCUUGUCGGAGCUGCAGGAAGAGAUUCCGGUGAACCUGGGAGACUCCCACGUGACAGGGCUUCAAUUUCUUGUCAAGGCACCUGGAAUCAACGCAGAGUAUCAUGUUCCGAAUGGGCGCGACGAGAAGUUCAGCAGAAUGAAGGCGAACCUCGAACUUGCCAUCCGCAACGGCAUCGCAAAAGCCGUCAAAGAUGGCCGGCCACUUCUGGAUAUCGAAAUCACGAUGGAGGUCUUGACGGAUAUGGACUCAACCAACAGACUGGACGAUCUUGAUUUUGAAUGGUAGCUUGCAGAUUUUGGUGGAGACAUUUGAGCUUUGGUCAAGGGGAGUUGUUGGUUGAAUGCUGGAUUGAACAUCUCAAAUUGCAACGUCUUGGAUGCUAGAAUGUAAGAACAUGUUCCGC